AUGAAUAAAUUUGAAGACGAUUUAAAAUAUGCUCAAAAAGCUAAUGGAAAUGAAUUUUUAAAUUGGCUCUAAAAUCUCAGUUUUGAACUCAUAAAAUAAAAAGAAUAUUCAUAUGGUUAAGAGUUCCUUAAAUUUUAACAUUUAGUAUACGAACUAAUUUUCAAAUAAGAUGGGAUAUUAAAUAGUAGUUUUAGAACAACUUAAAUGAGAUUUGGAUCUAUAGAGGAUACCCUAUUUUUUAUUAAAAUUCUUAAUGCUCUCUCACCAAAUGAAUAAUCAUUUUAUUAAUCAUUACCUUCUGAAUAUCCUUUUAAUCCAGUUUAAAUUGAUAUAUUACCAGCUCAUUUGUAAUUAUUUUUGAAGGAUCCCUCUAUUAUUAAUAUGAAUUCAUAAUUUUAAACUUUCCAAGAAAUUUUUUAAGACAACAUUUUAGUUGAAAAAAACCAACUAAAAUUCUGUGUUAGUGCUAAAAUGAUGUUUUGGAUUCAUUUACUAAAUGGAGCAGUGAAUUUUAAAGAAAGUUCUUUAAAUGCAACUGAAAAUAGUUAAAAAAUCCUUGAUUGUGCAUUUAGCAAAUGCAAAAAGAAAUUUAACACAAAAGACUUUUUAUUAAAAUAAUUAACAUUUAAUCCUUAUUUAAUAUUAAUAAGAAGAAUUAUUGAAUAUAUGGUUAUGUAGAUAAAACCUGGUAACCCAAUAUAAAAUAAUUAAAAUAAACAAAUUACUAUAUUCACAUUUCAAUAAAUGAUAAUUUUAUUAUAAGAAUAUUCUAUGUAUGAACAUUUAUAUGUAUAGAAAUUACUUGAUUUAAAUUUAACAAAUGAAUAAUAAAAGUUAUUUUAUAAAAUCAAACCAAGUAGUGUUGUAUUAGAUACUUAAAUGAUGUUAAUAUAUUUAACAAUAUUUUUUAAUAAUAGGUAUGGAUAAGAUUUAGAAGCUACAUAUUCAUAAUUUAAACAAUUUAUUAAGAGUACUGAUAUUCUUAGCAAAUAAAGUUAAAUCUUUUAUUAAAAUAGAGGGUUCUUUUUUGAAUGUGGUAGACAAAAAUAAUAAAUUACAUAUUAAUAAGGAUUAUAUAAAUUUUUAGAGAAUUCAUUCAAAUUUUAUCACAAUGAUAGAUAAUGCAAUUAAAUUUCAUUACUUUCCCAUUUAUCAACUUAUGUCUUAUUUUUGAGAUAGUAAUUUGCAGUCUAUGAAAUUUCUAUAUAUAAUUAGGUAUUGAUAUUUGAUUAAGCAUUAUUGUCUUGUUUAAUAUCUUAAAAUACAAUAUUAAAUUAACUUUAAAAACAAUAAAAUUUCUAAUAUAAAAGUAAUAAUCCUAUUGCUCGAUUUAUCUUAAGUGAAUUAUAACCUAUUUAUCAAUUAUGCAAAAAUAAAUUUGGAUAAUGUCCUUAAGCAAUAUUGUUUAAAGAAUAUAGACCUUCAAAUUUAUUAUAAUGUAUUGAAUCAAAAUUUAAUGCUCAAGAAUAUGAAAUAAAUUUUCAUUUUAGAGAAAUAGAUCAAUUUAGAAAUCAAAUGAAAAAUCUAUUAAGAGUUCAUUAUCCAUUUUACACUAAAUUAUUAAUUGGAAUUUUUAAAUGCAUUAAUAAUCUAAGUUAUUUAAGUGAUCCAGAAUAUUAAGGAAUAAUGCAUUUAUUAACAUUUAUAUAUUCUUAGGAUCAAAAUUCAUUUUUUUGUGAUCUAUUAAAAUUUUAAUAGAAUUAGCCCUACCAAAUUCCUGCAUAUUUCGAAGUCAAGAAUUUCUGUGAUAUCUAUAUUAAAGAUAGCAAAGAGGAAGAGUUUCAGAUAAAAUAAAAUGUAAAUAUACAGAAAUGGAUUUAAUAAAUCAUUAUCUAAUUAAUACAAUAUUAACAAUAGAAGAAUAUAAAAAAUGAUAGAAUAGUACAAUAUUUAGGAGAAUAAUUUAAUAUUCCUAUAUCUACAAUAAAGGUUAUACCUAUAAGAAAUUUNAUAAUUUUAUUAUAAGAAUAUUCUAUGUAUGAACAUUUAUAUGUAUAGAAAUUACUUGAUUUAAAUUUAACAAAUGAAUAAUAAAAGUUAUUUUAUAAAAUCAAACCAAGUAGUGUUGUAUUAGAUACUUAAAUGAUGUUAAUAUAUUUAACAAUAUUUUUUAAUAAUAGGUAUGGAUAAGAUUUAGAAGCUACAUAUUCAUAAUUUAAACAAUUUAUUAAGAGUACUGAUAUUCUUAGCAAAUAAAGUUAAAUCUUUUAUUAAAAUAGAGGGUUCUUUUUUGAAUGUGGUAGACAAAAAUAAUAAAUUACAUAUUAAUAAGGAUUAUAUAAAUUUUUAGAGAAUUCAUUCAAAUUUUAUCACAAUGAUAGAUAAUGCAAUUAAAUUUCAUUACUUUCCCAUUUAUCAACUUAUGUCUUAUUUUUGAGAUAGUAAUUUGCAGUCUAUGAAAUUUCUAUAUAUAAUUAGGUAUUGAUAUUUGAUUAAGCAUUAUUGUCUUGUUUAAUAUCUUAAAAUACAAUAUUAAAUUAACUUUAAAAACAAUAAAAUUUCUAAUAUAAAAGUAAUAAUCCUAUUGCUCGAUUUAUCUUAAGUGAAUUAUAACCUAUUUAUCAAUUAUGCAAAAAUAAAUUUGGAUAAUGUCCUUAAGCAAUAUUGUUUAAAGAAUAUAGACCUUCAAAUUUAUUAUAAUGUAUUGAAUCAAAAUUUAAUGCUCAAGAAUAUGAAAUAAAUUUUCAUUUUAGAGAAAUAGAUCAAUUUAGAAAUCAAAUGAAAAAUCUAUUAAGAGUUCAUUAUCCAUUUUACACUAAAUUAUUAAUUGGAAUUUUUAAAUGCAUUAAUAAUCUAAGUUAUUUAAGUGAUCCAGAAUAUUAAGGAAUAAUGCAUUUAUUAACAUUUAUAUAUUCUUAGGAUCAAAAUUCAUUUUUUUGUGAUCUAUUAAAAUUUUAAUAGAAUUAGCCCUACCAAAUUCCUGCAUAUUUCGAAGUCAAGAAUUUCUGUGAUAUCUAUAUUAAAGAUAGCAAAGAGGAAGAGUUUCAGAUAAAAUAAAAUGUAAAUAUACAGAAAUGGAUUUAAUAAAUCAUUAUCUAAUUAAUACAAUAUUAACAAUAGAAGAAUAUAAAAAAUGAUAGAAUAGUACAAUAUUUAGGAGAAUAAUUUAAUAUUCCUAUAUCUACAAUAAAGGUUAUACCUAUAAGAAAUUUAAGUAUAUCCAAAAGUACUGGAAGGUUAUCAAGAGCUAAAAUGUAAAUUUAUUAAUUUCAUAUAGUUAAAUUAAUUAAUGGAAAGCACCUUUAAGGGAUUUUGAAUUUUAUUUUCUUUUUGUUUUGAUGUGGUAUUUGAGCUUAGGUUUAGAUAAGUUUCGAGGGUAACAAAUAAAUGAAUUUCCUUCAACUUAAUGGCCAAGAAAACUAGCUUCACCUGUGAAUCUUUUGAUCGUGUCACUUCUUACAUACAUUGUAAUCACUUUAGUCUUUAUGCUCUUUUGA
Molecule: messenger RNA, 3437 nt
Organism: Paramecium primaurelia
Lineage: Eukaryota; Ciliophora; Oligohymenophorea; Peniculida; Parameciidae
Source: the annotation of a GenBank genome assembly